UGACAUCAUUCAGCGUCAACUUGGUAACAAGUUGUCACGGAGUGGCCUGUUAGUACUGCAUGUAGCGGUGGCUAUCGUAAUAGAAUAAUUCAAAAAAUAUAGAUACAUCAUUCACUAUGCCUCCGAAGAAACCAGUUCAAGCUGCCGCAGGUAGUAAAAAAACGCAAGAAAAGAAGAAGGAAAAGAUCAUUGAGGACAAGACAUUUGGUUUGAAGAACAAAAAGGGUGGAAAACAACAGAAAUUUAUCAAGAAUGUCUCUCAACAAGUCAAGCAAGUUCCCGGUAGUAAGGUUGCUGCUGAAGGGGACAAGAACAGAAAGGGUGACAAGAAGAAAGAGUUAGAUGAGCUGAACGAGCUUUUCAAGCCAGUGGUGGCUGCUCAGAAAGUCGCUAAAGGGGUGGACCCAAAGUCUGUUCUUUGUGCCUUCUUCAAGCAAGGCCAAUGCACCAAAGGAGACAAGUGCAAGUUCUCCCACGAUUUGACACUCGAGAGGAAGUGUGAAAAACGGAGCCUGUAUGUUGACAAGAGAGAUGACGAGCUUGAGAAAGACACCAUGGAUAAUUGGGAUGAGAAGAAGUUGGAGGAGGUUGUGAACCAGAAGCACGGAGAAGCUGAAAAGAAAAAAGCUCAAAGCUCAAAAACUCAAAUUGUUUGCAAGCAUUUCCUUGAUGCCAUUGAAAACAACAAAUAUGGUUGGUUUUGGGUAUGUCCUAGUGGAGCUGACACUUGUAUGUACCGCCAUGCAUUGCCUGCUGGGUUUGUGCUAAAGAAAGACAAGAAGAAGGAUGAAAAGGAAGAUGAAAUCUCAAUGGAAGAGUUGAUAGAGAAUGAGCGAUCUGCCCUUGGACCAAAUGUCACCCGAAUAACUCUGGAGACCUUCUUGGCCUGGAAAAAGAGGAAAAGGCAAGAAAAAGUGGCCAAGGCAGAGCAAGACAUGGAGAAAAAGAAAGCUGAUUUCAAAGCUGGCAGGUCCUUUGGGGUUAGCGGCCGUCAAGUAUUUGAGUUUUGCCCAGAUCUGGCUGAUGAUGACGAUGAGGAGGCUGAUGACAUAAAAUACGUUGAGGACAAUGAUGACUUUGAGGUUGAAGAUGUUCAGGAGUUCCAGGACAUUGAUCUAGCCAGGUUUGUUCCAAAGGAAGUUGAUAACACCGGGAUAACUGUUGCUGCAGUUGACAGAUUCACAGCCAAAUCGAAGCCAACAAAGGAAACGAAUGAUGACCAGCUGAACGGGGCUUGUGGAGGUGUGGAGGAGAAUGGUCACGAUGGGGAAGACGAGACUCUCGACGACAAGGAAGCAGGGCCCGUGCCUGUGGACGAGAACCUUUUCACUGGCGAGGACCUGGACGAACUGGAUGAGGAACUCAACACACUGGACCUGGAUGACUGACGAUGACUUCUAGUUGAACAGUGCCUCAUGGACUAUGAAUAAGAGAUGACUAAAACAGAUUCACAAUAAAACAUCCUGAUGCUCA
Oncorhynchus gorbuscha (pink salmon) is the source of this 1473-nucleotide messenger RNA. RefSeq names its product zinc finger CCCH domain-containing protein 15-like. The record is from RefSeq and is a predicted model, not a curated record. Gene Ontology annotation, biological process: cytoplasmic translation. The coding region runs from base 117 to 1388 and encodes 423 amino acids. Lineage: Eukaryota; Metazoa; Chordata; Actinopteri; Salmoniformes; Salmonidae. The transcript is spliced from 10 exons. Gene Ontology annotation, molecular function: mRNA binding; metal ion binding. Gene Ontology annotation, cellular component: cytosol.